Molecule: messenger RNA, 444 nt
Organism: Prunus armeniaca (apricot)
Lineage: Eukaryota; Viridiplantae; Streptophyta; Magnoliopsida; Rosales; Rosaceae
Source: the annotation of a GenBank genome assembly
AUGGAACCUGCGCAAGCACCACUCGUCCCUGCUCCCCUUGCCUCUGCGGACACAGCUCCUCCACCACCUAUCAAACCAGCGCCACCAGUGCCUACUCAUCCCAUGCACACACCUCUGCGUGAUGGCAUCUCUCAGUCUAAAAACCGCACCGACGGCAUAGUUCGGCUUCCAAAAAUCCAGCAUGGAGCGCGGCAAUGUCUGAAGAAAUUGAUGCCUUGUUGUGAAAUCGGACUUGUCAGUUGCAAAUGGGUCUUCCGCAUCAAGCGUCAUUCUGAUGGCACUAUUGAACACUACAAGGCCCGCCUAGUGGCUAAGGGAUUUCAUCAAUGCCCUAGCAUUGACUACUUUGAGACCUUCAGCCCUAUUGUCAAACCAGCCACAAUUCGCACUGUUCUCAGUCUUGCUGUUUCCCGUCGGUGGUUCUUACGGCAACUUGAUGUCUAG